This is a messenger RNA of Polypterus senegalus (gray bichir), 1798 nucleotides long. It is a transcript of the gene ciao1, whose product is annotated as cytosolic iron-sulfur assembly component 1. The record is from RefSeq and is a predicted model, not a curated record. The coding region runs from base 218 to 1231 and encodes 337 amino acids. Gene Ontology annotation, biological process: iron-sulfur cluster assembly. Gene Ontology annotation, molecular function: protein binding. The transcript is spliced from 7 exons. NCBI's taxonomy places the organism in Eukaryota, Metazoa, Chordata, Cladistia, Polypteriformes, Polypteridae. Gene Ontology annotation, cellular component: cytosolic [4Fe-4S] assembly targeting complex.
CUGCACUGCGCGUUGUUGGGCUCUAAAUGACAGAGAGGAAGUAGCGCACAUUCGCUUGACUUGAGCGUGUCUGUUUCUGUCCUCUUAUAAUUGAGCUUUAUCAUAUGUUAGAAGAGUUUAUGAACACUUCAACCCUUGCAUGUCUUGCUGUUUACUGACUCGAUCAUCACCGUAGCGUACCCCGUGAGCGUUGGGUUUGCAAGAAUUUCAGGAAGCCAUGAAGGACUGCCUGAAGUUGCUCACCCGUUUCAGUGCUCACCCAGACUCCCGCUGCUGGUUCGUUGCGUGGAACCCCAAAGGGACCCUACUGGCCUCUUGUGGAGGAGAUCGAGCGGUCCGAGUGUGGGGUCGCGAAGGUGACUCUUGGGUCUGCAAAUCAGUUUUGUCAGAGGGUCACCAGAGGACUGUUCGGAAAGUAGCUUGGUCACCCUGUGGAAACUACUUGGCCUCUGCCAGCUUUGACGCCACUACCUGCAUCUGGAAGAAGCAACAAGAUACAUUUGAGUGUGUGACAACACUGGAAGGUCAUGAAAAUGAAGUAAAGUGUGUUGCCUGGGCACCUUCUGGAAAUCUCUUGGCAACAUGCAGCAGGGACAAGAGCGUCUGGGUUUGGGAAGUUGAUGAGGAGGAUGAAUACGAAUGUGUCAGUGUGGUGAACUCGCACACGCAGGAUGUGAAGCAUGUCAUUUGGCAUCCUAAUCAGGAGCUACUGGCCUCUUGCAGCUAUGACAACACUGUCAAGAUCUACAAAGAGGAUGAUGACGAUUGGAUUUGUUUGGACACACUGGAGGGUCAUGAAUCCACAGUGUGGAGUGUGGACUUUGACAAAACUGGCCAGCGGCUUGCAUCCUGCAGUGAUGAUAAGACUGUUAAAAUCUGGAGGGAGUACCUGCCUGGAAAUGAGCAAGGAGUAGUCUGUAAAGGCAGCGACCCAUGCUGGAAAAGUAUUUGUACCUUAUCUGGAUUUCACACACGGACAAUUUACGACAUUUCUUGGUGUCACCUCACAAACGUUCUUGCAACUGCCUGUGGCGAUGACGCCAUUAGAGUGUUUGAAGAGGAUGCAACUUCUGAUCCACACCAGCCCAUAUUCAGAUUGAUGGCUCACGUGCCCAAAGCCCACUCUCAAGAUGUAAAUUGUGUGGCCUGGAACCCAAAGGAAGGUGGUCUUCUCGCAUCAUGCAGUGACGAUGGCGAUAUUGGCCUUUGGCAGUAUGAGCCACAGAACUGAAGAGGAAGGGGUGGGUUAUACGCACCAGCGUGUUUUUGAAGCUUUCAACCCCUUUCUUUUCAACUCUCCCUGCUAAUUUACCAUCCUCAACAGGUCCAGCAGCACCCUGCAGUGUAUGUUGUAUUUUAUGUCCAUUUAACCAAGUUGUAGCUACCAAAAUAAAGUAUGUGGAUGGGACAGUAAAUGACAAAUAAUCUCGCUCUGGGUAAAAACCUGACAAAUGAUCCUCUAAAGAAAUAAUAAAACAAAUCGUGCCAGAUAUAAAUCCUGCAGAGUGACAUCAGGAGCAAGUCACGUAUUUGUCAGACUUUGGAAACUGUAGCCUUAAAAGAACCAUGAGACUUCAGUGGGGUUUGAGCCUUUAUUUAGGCACACAUCACCAAAACACAGCAGAACCAGGAAAUAGUAGCCCUAUUGAUUUUUACACUAUAAAAAAAGAAAAAAAAGAAAAGCUGUACAAAAUUUUUUUUUUUAGAUUUCUAUCCACAAUUUAUGGUGUAUGCAUUACAGAAAUAAUGUGGAUAUAAUUUAAAGCUGCAUGAUAAUAAAACUUAACAAUAAACCUGA